Molecule: messenger RNA, 4482 nt
Organism: Aphis gossypii (cotton aphid)
Lineage: Eukaryota; Metazoa; Arthropoda; Insecta; Hemiptera; Aphididae
Exons: 2
Coding region: 2118-3845 (575 amino acids)
Source: RefSeq, a predicted model, not a curated record
UAAAAAAGUUAUCUCAUUUUAUUAACACGUGUAAACAAAUAAAAUAGUUGUGUUUAAUAAAAUAGAAUAAUAAUACCUACUCUGAUAUUCACACAGACGAUAAAAAUAAUAUCAAUCAACAAACCCAGAAAAAACAUAAACAAAGACAAGUUCACAUUCUCGGUGUAGUUACCUAAUUCAAUGAUACAAUUCUACACCCGUGGUCCGCGAUAAAACAAGGCAAAACAUAACAAGACAUCUCACAUGUACCUAAAUUGCAUUUAACACGAUGCAUUCGACGACAACUGUACGCUAUGAUUAGAUUGCAUCCGUUCUCCGAUGUAACUUAAACUUAUAGUAAUUGAAAAGUUAGUAGCUAUUAUUCGAAGUAUAAUUGUAGUGCAGUUUUUGUCAAUCUAAUAAUGCCUAAUAUAUAUCCUAUAUCCUUCUUUUUACAAUGGUCUAAAUUGAAAAUAAAAGUCAAAAACAACUUCAUUUUUUUUUUUAUUACAGUAGGCAAUAGGCAUAAUAUUAUUGUAAAAAUGUGCAAAAUAUUCUCACUAACAUUACGUUGAUUUCGUUACAAAGUUCACGAGCUUUUAAAAUCGAUUCAUGUAUAUCAGUUAAUGGAGGACAUUUUGAAUGAUUAUAAAAAUAAAUGAAAAUCUUACUUAAAAUAUCAACGAGUCGUGUGUUCUUUAUAAUCUAUUGAAUUAAAGAAUUAGUUAUCAAAGUAUGAACUAAAAUUCAUAUAGAUACAAUAAUAUUAUGUUGUAUUGUUUUGAAAUAGAAAUUUCUUUUAUAGUUUUAUUCAUUUUAAAUUCAAUCGUUUUUAAAAUUGUUUUUUCUCCGUAUUACAAUUAAAUAACUUUACAUAAGGGUUAUUUACGAAUUAAAAAAAAAAACUUUAAGGUUUUUUUUGACUUUUUUUUUAUUUUAGACGGUUGUAAAGGGGUGAUAUAACUUAUCAGUCUGAGCAUAAAAAUAUUGGUCGUUACCGAUUGUCUAUACUCGAUCCAUCGGAUGGCGUUGAGUACCAACCUACGAUUGAGAAAACAUCGUAGUGUAUAAAUGUAUAACCAUAGAAAAACAAUAUAGAAAAUAUGAAGUUCGAUCAGCUGAUCGUAUUUUUGUUCACCUGUGAUCUGAAAUCUGAACGUCCAAAAAACACGGAGACAAAUUAAGGUUAUACGCGAUUGUUAAGUUUGUCUACUUAAGUUAUUGAGCAAUGACUAUAAUACUAUAUUACUCAAUGAUUUAAGUUGUACGGAAACUUAUAUUGCCACGAUGUUCAACUUGUUCAAGACCGUAACAACAUACGUGACCUAACCAGUGCGCCGUAGACAACGACGAAUUACACAUUUGCCGCUCCAUUAAACUCAUCUGUGAGUAAAAUAUAUUUUUAAGUACUUAUAUUUGGUAUAAUUAUCAACUGAGAAAAAAAUUGUAUAAAUGCAGUUUAGUACCUCUUCAACAAUUUGUUUUUUUUUUUUAUUGAAACUUAUGUAACUUGAAGAUUUAAGAAUGAUGGAAUUAGUCGCUUGGACUUACUUUUAAUGUUAUAGCUUACCAAAGUUUACGAUUUUAUGUUUUAUACGAAUGAGCAGAACAUUGUUUUAUAAUACCACGCAGAGGAUCUCAAGUUUGACAUUAUAAUAAGUUAUGUUACUUAAACAUACUGCUGUGAGCAUCAUUUCACCGUGAAAUAGAGUUUGAUACAAUGAUUUCGUAGCAUGAAAAAAUGACCAGUAACAGUCAACAGACGUCCUGAGAUUACAAAUAAUUAAAAAAAUUAUUUAAAGUUGGAUGUAACUAGAAAGAAGGAAAUAGAAGCUUGUUUUAAAGUAAGAAACCAGAAGCCAUUUAUGAAUAAAUAUACUGCAGAUGUAAUGGAUUAUGGAUGUGUGACAUUGUGACAGUCCAAAUUAUAUUAUCCAAAUAUAUUUAAGUAACAUAAAUAUAACAUAAAGUCUAAUAAAUUUUUACUCAUUGCACAGAUAUAAAAAAAUAUUGAUAAAUUUUGUGUAUUUGAUGUUUUUGUAUAAAAACAGAAAAUAGUAGUAUAGAAAGAAAUUAUUGCAGAAAAUAAUUAUUUCUGAAUAAAACACCUAAAAGACAACUUAAAUAAUUCAAAAAACAUGAUUGAAAAAUUAACAAGUGACAUGAGUGAGGUUGCAACUCAAUUUUCAACUUUGUUAUCUUUUAAAAACUCACAAUCAGAAGAAUUAAAUUCAAAAAAUAAUAUUCAUAUUCCAAUUGUAAAAAAACCUAUUAGAGGUGAUGUGUGGAAUGUCUAUGUCUCAAAUAUAAAUUCAUUAGAACAUGUUCAUGUACAGAACAUUGAAAAUUAUGAAUAUACUCAAUCAAUUAGUAAAGAAUUAGAUAAACAUGAUUCUACAUUAACAAAGCUUCCAAAAGUAGGAGAUUUAAUUGCUGCUCAUGAUUUAUAUGGUGUUUGGUAUAGAGCUACAGUCGAAAGGAUUACUGAAUUGGGACUUUAUGUAACUUUUAUUGAUUUUGGGAUUUCUCAAGCAUUAGUUACUGAAUUUAAAGAUCUACCAAAAGAACUUAAUAGUGUAACACCGAUGGCUUUUCGUUGUUGUUUGAGAAAUGUAUCGAAAGAAAAUGAAAAACAAUUAUCAGUUCUAGAUUUAUAUGAUGCAAUUCGUAAAUUCUUCAAUUGUUAUCAAAUAACUACCACUUUUUUAAGCAAUAAUGAGCCAUAUUUAGUUACAUUAUCACAUAACGAAAAUGAUGUACUUGAUAUUGUAUACAAUUUAGUUUGGAAUGGUAUUGUUCCUGGAAUAUCUGAUGAUCCAAUAAACUGUGCAAAAAUUAAAAUGUUGAAUAAAAUAUUUCCAAAUUCAAGGACAACGGUUGUUAAUAUUGGACCUGUUUUAUCCAUGAAUCAUUUUUAUGUUGAAACUGAAUUGAGUUAUCAAAUUGGCAAAUGUAUUAGAACUGAAAUCGAAAAUCAGACAAAGUGGAUUCCAGUAUUACAUCCUAAAGAGGGUCAAAUAGUAAUCGCUAAAAAUACCAACGAUUUAAAAUUAUAUCGGGCAAGAGUAAUAAUGAAAUAUAACGAUUGUGAAAAGUAUAAAUGUUUUUUAAUCGAUUGUAUGACAUUUGAAUACUGUUCUGAAAUAUUUAAACCCAGUGAUUAUCUACGGAAAGCACCUCCAGUUAAGAUACACUGCUCUUUAGAUAUAUCAAAAAAUUAUUGUAAUAAUAUACUUGAAAGCAUGAAUUUGGCUUUUAUUAAUGAAAUAGCUAAAUGCAUUGAUGAGUCAAAAGUCAUGCACGUAAAAAAAAUUGACAAUCCAUGUGUAAUAGACUUGGAGAUUGGUAAUUUAAAUCUCUUUCAAGUUAUUGAACCAUGUGAAGUGAGCGUGAUCAAUUAUUCUAGUAUGAACUAUUUCUCAGUCCGAUUAAAUUCAUUUGAGGCAAAACAAAUUUCAUAUGUUCUAAACACUACUAAAAUAUUGCCAACUGUUUCUAACCCAGAAGUUUUUAAACUAUAUGUGGCUAAAAUCAGAUCACAAUACAAGAGAGUAAAAUAUUUAGGUGAAAAUGAAUUAGGCCUUAGAGUAAAACUUGUAGAUGAAUUUGUAUGUCAGAAGAUAUUUGUUGAUGAACUAUAUGAACUUCCAAAAUCAAUAAUUAAUAUGAAAACCACAGAUUUGUCUUGUUCUCUUGGAUUAAACAAACUGUCUUAUUCAAACAAAUUGUUUGUUGACAUAUGUAAAAAUGGCAAAACAACAUUUAAAAUGGUUGUCAUUAACGACGAUGGUAUGAAUGCUAUUAUUGUUAAACUUUUUUUAGAUUGCAAUGAUAUAACAUCAAUGAUUUGUAACCAACCUUCUUAAUGAUGAUUUUUUUUUUUAUCUACAAUUUUAGAAACAUUGACCAUUAUUAUUGUGAAUUAUACAUAACUACUAUAUAUUCCGUAACAGUUGCCAUACUAUAAUAUGAUAAUAAAAAUUACUGACCACCAUAUAUUUCUUUUAGAUUAUUAAUUUAUAAUAUGUAAAUGGGCAUGGUCCCUUUUUUAUUUUUAAAAUAUUUAAAAUUGUACCUUUUAUUAUAUAGUGAAUUUUAUUUGUUAAAUGUAACUUUUUUUAUGUCAAUUGAAUAAUUGUAAUUAUUUAUAUAAAUGUAUUUACGCUAUAUUAUUAUUAAACUUAAUUAUGAUUUUUUUUUUUUUUUAAUGUUCAAUUUUAGAAACAUUGAUCAUUGUUAUUGUGAAUUGUAUAUAACUACCUACUAUCUAUUCUGUAACAGUUUUCAUACCAUAAUCAGAUAAUAAUUAAUAAUGACUAUAUUGACAACCAUGUAUUUCAUAAAAAUGACUGACCACCAUAUAUUUCUUUUAGAUUAUUAAUUUAUAAUAGAUACAUGGGCAUGGCUCCUUUUUUAUUUUUUAAAUGUUUAAAAUUGUACCUUUUAUCAGUAAAAUAAAUAGUAUAUAAUAGUAUAUUAUAGUGAAUUUUUUUUGUUAAAUGU